CACUACCGGCUUAGUCAACAUUAGACAGACACAUCAGAACUCAGAGUCCUGCCUCGAGCUUCAGUCUUCACUCACUCCUUCUCUCGUUGCCGGUAGUUGGUCCAAUCCCUCCAUGCCAGAUGUCGACGAGCGGGCUCUGCUGCUAUUUCGAUGAGAACGGAAAACAAUGCAGUUGCAGGAUGUUUACCGCACCUGCCAACAAGAAUGCACGUUAUCACUGUCGUGAGUGCACGCAUGGUUUCAGUAAUCACCCGGAAGCACAGUUUAGCAACAAAUCCCCGAAAUUGACUAUGGAUGUAAAGGUAGAGCCUGCAACCGGCAACCGGCUUUUGGAUGUGUUCCAUCAACGGAAGACAUCUCGCACUAUGGAGUUGCCUAACUCCCUCCAGCAUGUGCGUGAAGAGGUCCUGAAAGGAUUCUGUGCUGGUAGCAGUGGGACACAACGAGUUACAUCAACUAAAAUUAAGAAACCUAACUCUACUGGGAAGCGGGUCCCAUCUGGUAACCAUGAUGGGUCCCAGCAGGAUGUUUUAGUUGGAACGUGGCUACUACUGAUCGAUGCGUUGGAUGAGGCAGGUGAAUUGAUCCAGACAAAACCACUGUUGAGAACAGAAAUGUACACAGCAGAACAUCGGCAGUGUGUGCACACUGGUGCCAAUGCGGCCAAAUUCGCAUUCCGGCGGGACUGGACUCACGACGAUGUCGACAAGUACCUCAGAGAACACGUUUUCCCGCGUCCGAUGGAGUAUGCACUUAUGCACAAGAAGGGUAAAAGUAAGGCGAGCUGUUGUUGGAAACUCGCCUUCAAGGAGAAACAACGAUUCGGACUCGCAGUGACCGAGGACCUUCCGACUGGCCAGGAUCUAUUCUACUAUCGAGGACGGUUUAAAUGUGGCACAGAUUCGAGCAUAAUUAUAGGUAUGAGUUAUGCCUUCCACCUGUUAAACUACUAAUAUAUCAACACAGCAUUGUGCGGUCAUGUCCCGGAAGAGGAAUAUGCGUCUUGGGGUCUAAGACAGCAUCAGGAGAGUAGUGAAUUCCA
Pisolithus orientalis is the source of this 1042-nucleotide messenger RNA. RefSeq lists its product as uncharacterized. Lineage: Eukaryota; Fungi; Basidiomycota; Agaricomycetes; Boletales; Pisolithaceae. Bases 120 to 953 code for a protein of 277 amino acids. The transcript is spliced from 3 exons. The record is from RefSeq and is a predicted model, not a curated record.